Molecule: messenger RNA, 2281 nt
Organism: Panicum virgatum (switchgrass)
Lineage: Eukaryota; Viridiplantae; Streptophyta; Magnoliopsida; Poales; Poaceae
Product: serine/threonine-protein kinase STN8, chloroplastic-like
Exons: 5
Coding region: 122-1963 (613 amino acids)
Biological process (GO): protein phosphorylation
Molecular function (GO): protein kinase activity; ATP binding
Source: RefSeq, a predicted model, not a curated record
UAGCACACCUCGCAGCCUCUGCUCCAGCCUCCAGUGCUCCCUACUCCACACGCCGCCCGCUCUCUCCCCCGCGUCCUCGGCUGCCUUCGGCAACCCAUGGGAUGAGAGCUCCCUCCUCGCCAUGGCCGCCUCCCUCCUGCCCCCGCCCACCCUUGCCAAGAAGUACCCCACCCUCCUCCACCCGUCCGGCGCCAAGCCCCACGCCCAGAGGCUGAUCUUCAGGUGCGCCGCGACCACCGACGGCGCGGACGAUAGCUGGGCGUCCUUUCUGGACGAGCUCAAGAGCUCGCUGCAGGUGGGCCCGCCCGACACGGUGGCCAGCGACGCCGGCGCGGGCGCCGCCACGCCGGACGACCUCGUUACCGCGCUGCCACUGGACCCCUCCGCCGCCGGCCCAACCAUCGGGGACACGACCAAUGCCGCCGUCGGCGCGGCGAGCGAGCUCCUGGGCGCGGACGCGUCCGGCGCGGCAGCCAGCAGCAACGCGGGCGCGGCCACGGGCGCCAUCCCGGACGGGCUCCUGAGCGCGCUGCACCUGGACGCGUCCAGCCCGGCGGCGCGCGCGGCGGGCGGCGCGCUGUCCCGCCUGGAGGCGCUCACGGCGGGGCUGUCGGACGCGCAGCGGUGGGCGCUGCUGGGGUUCCUGGGCGCGACGUGGCUGUACCUGACGGCGCGGCCGGGGGUGCUGAGCGGCGCGGUGGACGCCUACGUGCUGGCGCCGCUGCAGCUGGCGCUGGACAGCGCGCUGGGCCGGCGGAGCCUCAAGAUGAGCGACUUCGUGGUCGGCGAGCGCAUCGGGGAGGGCUCCUUCGGGGUGGUGUUCUUCGGCGCCGUCGUGCCGAGGAACGGCGCCGCCGUGGAGGAGCGGUCGGGCAGGGCCAGGACAAGCCUCCAGAACGACGACAGGUACAAGGAGAAGGUCAUCCUCAAGAAGAUCAAGGUGGGCACGGUGGGCGCCAAGGAGUGCGGCGACUACGAGGAGUGGUUCAACUACCGCGUGGCCAGGGCGGCGCCGGAGACGUGCGCCGACUUCCUCGGGAGCUUCGUCGCCGACAAGACCAAGUCGGAGUUCGUCAAGGGCGGCAAGUGGCUCGUCUGGAAGUUUGAGUUCUCAGAUUUUCCUGCUGCGAGUUCAGAACUUCUGAUCGCAAAAGAAUUUGAAACCGAGAACAACAAAACGCGAAAAGAAAAAAGACAUUGGCCCAUGCAGGGGGACCGGACGUUGGGCAACUACCUGAACGACCGGGGUUUCCCGUCCAACCUGGAGCAGCUCAUGUUCGGGCGCGCGCUGCGUGGGCUGGGCACGCUGGAGCGCGACGCCCUGGUGGUGAAGCAGGUGAUGCGGCAGCUGGUGACGUCGCUGAAGCGCAUCCACGGCACGGGCAUCGUGCACCGCGACAUCAAGCCCUCCAACCUCGUCGUCACCCGGCGCGGGCAGGUGAAGCUCAUCGACUUCGGCGCCGCCACCGACCUCCGCAUCGGCAAGAACUACGUCCCCGACCGCGCCCUGCUCGACCCGGACUACUGCCCGCCCGAGCUCUACGUCCUCCCCGAGGAGACGCCCCAACCCCCGCCGGAGCCCAUCGCCGCCAUCCUCUCCCCCAUCCUCUGGCAGCUCAACAGCCCGGACCUGUUCGACAUGUACUCAGCGGGGAUAGUGCUGAUGCAGAUGGCCAUACCGACGCUGCGGACACAGUCGGGGCUCAAGAACUUCAACAGCGAGCUCAGGUCCGCCGGCUACGACCUCAACAAGUGGCGGCAGAGCACGCGCCGGAGGCCCGACCUGCGGAUCCUGGACCAGGACGCCGGGCGAGGCUGGGACCUCGCCACCAAGCUCAUCUCGCAGAGGGGCGCCAACGGCGGGGGCAGGCUCUCCGCCGCCGCGGCGCUGAGGCACCCAUAUUUUCUCCUGGGCGGAGAUCAGGCCGCGGCCGUGCUGUCCAAGCUCUCGCUCAGCAAGUAGCAUCCAUCCGUGGCUCAUGGCUGGGAACGUACAGGGCAGGCUCGCUUUAUACAGAUUGGGUAAUUGGAAUCCUCUGGUUGGUUCAUCGCUGGACACAGCGCGUCGUCGAGUCCUUGGCGAUGGCAUACAGUGACCACCAGCCAUUGUAUUGGCAUUUUUUGCUGCAUGACCACUCAUGGGAGGAAUCAAGAGGGAGAGGCAUCUGGUCGCGUUACAAUUUUUUGUUCUGUAUGGAAUUGCUUGAACAAUGUGGUGCAGAGUUUCAGACACUAGCUAACUUUACAUUAUACUAGUCAGAAAUCCUACUUCCGCUGGUUA